AUGUCCCUCUCGCUGCUGAGCCUGGCCGCGCUGUGCUGGGGCGCCGCGUCCCCGGAACCGACUGUGCAGUGUGGCUCUGAGAACGAGCUGUCUCCAGAAUGGAAGGUCCAACACACUCUGAUUCCCGGAGACUUGCGGGACCUCCGUGUGGAGCCUGUUAAAGCCAGGGUUGCGCCGGAAGAGUAUUCACUGCGGAUGAACAUAAGCUGGAUACUCCGGGCAGAUGCCAGCAUCUGCUUCUUGAAGGCCACCAAGAUCUGCGUGACCAGCCACAGCAAUUCUCACACCUUCAGCUGCGUGCGGUGCAAUUACACAGAGGCUUUCCAGCAGCAGACCAGGCCCUUGGGCAGCAAAUGGGCAUUCUCCUACACAGGCUUCCCCGUGGAGCUGAACACAGUCUACUUCAUCGGGGCCCAUAACAUACCCCCUGCAAAUAUGGAUGAAGAUGGCCCUUCCUUGUCUGUGAACUUUACCUCACCAGGCUGCCUGGAUCACAUCAUGAAAUACAAAAAAAAGUGUAUCGAGGCAGGGAGCCUGUGGGAUCCGAACAUCACAGCUUGUAAGAGGGAUGAGAAGACGGUGGAAGUGAAUUUUACAACCAGCUCCCUUGGAGACAGAUAUAUGGCUCUUAUCCAAAGCAGUGGCCUUCUUGGACUGUCUACUGUACGGGAGAGCAAGCCAACCAGGACGUCAGUGGUGGUCCCGGUCAGUGGGGAGAGUGAAGGCGCUGUGGUGCAGUUGACUCCGUAUUUCCACACAUGUCGUCAUGACUGCAUCAGACGCAGAGGAAUGGUCGGGCGGUGCCUCCCCGCAAGUCUUCACCCCUCUCUGGAUAGUAACAGAAGGGUGCUGGGAAGCUGGCUGCCUCUCCUCCUGGCCCUGCUGGCAGCCGCCUGGAUGCUGGCGGUUGGGAUCUGGCUACUGAAGCAGCACGAGAGGACCAAGAAAGCCUCCUUUCCUGCAAACACACUACUGCCCCGUGCUAAGGUUCUUCUGGUCUACCCAUCGGAAAUAUGUUUCCAGCACACCGUUCGCUUCUUCACUGAGUUCCUUCAACACCACUGCAGGAGUGAGGUCAUCCUAGGAAAGUGGCAGAAAAAGAAAAUAGCAGAGAUGGGCCCGGUGCAGUGGCUUACCACGCAAAAGCGAGCAGCCGACAAAGUCAUCUUCCUCCUUUCCAAUGGGGCCAGCCCCACAUGUAAUGGGGCCUGUGGGGAGAGCGAGGACAGCCCCUGGAAGGACUCCCAAGACCUGUUCCCCCUCGCCUUCACCCUCUUCUGCAGUGAUCUCACAAACCAGACGCGUCUGCACAAGUACGUGGUGGUCUAUUUCAGGGAGGCCGAUACGGAAGAGGACUACAGCGCUCUCAACGUCUGCGCCAAAUACCACCUCAUGAAGGACGCCUCCGCUCUCUGCAGAGAACUGCGCCACAUCAAGCCACCCGGGGAAGCAGUCACAAGCCUGCUGUAACUGCUGACCUUGCUGGUCGCCCACCAGCAGAAGCCGACGGCGCUGGAGCCUGGCCAUGCAACCACGUUCCCCCAUCUAUUCCAGGGCUGCUGCUGGGUUAUCCCAGAGAGAUUCAGGCUAGAUUGGAUACUGGCUUUGCCUUUGAUCUACCCCCAUCAGUGAACAGCGCAUGUUUCCUCAGCGGGAGCUAGGCCAGGGGAACAGUACACAGCGCUCUUCAAUGGAGAGAGCGGGACUCAGGGAGGGGAGUGACCUGCACAAAAUCACACCACAAGUAGGACUAAAGUCAGAGCCCUAAACUCCCCACCUGAGCCCGGGACUCAGGCUGCUGUCGGCUCUGCCGUCCUGUCCUCCCCCCAGGCCUGCCCCACAUUUGACUGAGUCUUCAGUCGCCCUGGAGGAGGACCAGCUAAGCCCAGGCUGUCCUGCUGCCCUCCCUCUCCCUCCCUCGGCCUCCUCGCCAGUCCUCCUGCUCCCUGCGCGUGACUCUGCUUGCGCCCCCACAGAUGGUCAGCUGUGGAGUCCCAUCUUUGAAGUGUGGCUAUGACCUGCACCAGUGCUGUGGGGUUGGUUUGUUCUUCUCUUUGACGUAUUUCUAAAAGCAAUACAUGAUUUGGGGUUCA
Molecule: messenger RNA, 2093 nt
Organism: Echinops telfairi (small Madagascar hedgehog)
Lineage: Eukaryota; Metazoa; Chordata; Mammalia; Afrosoricida; Tenrecidae
Gene: IL17RB
Product: interleukin 17 receptor B
Exons: 11
Coding region: 1-1470 (489 amino acids)
Molecular function (GO): interleukin-17 receptor activity
Source: RefSeq, a predicted model, not a curated record